This is a messenger RNA of Suillus plorans, 648 nucleotides long. RefSeq lists its product as uncharacterized. The transcript has 14 exons. NCBI's taxonomy places the organism in Eukaryota, Fungi, Basidiomycota, Agaricomycetes, Boletales, Suillaceae. The coding region runs from base 1 to 648 and encodes 215 amino acids. The record is from RefSeq and is a predicted model, not a curated record.
AUGACAUCAUACUCAGAAAUAAUAUUUUCUGGAGUAUCUGCCAAAGUGAAUAAGCCAAAGGACAUCGUGUAUCUGAACCACACUCUGUUUUGUGUUGCUGUGCAUGUCAUUUUGAGAACGAGCAGGCCAGAAUCACGAGUUGGGGACUGCUCACUUACUGCCAUCCUGCAAGCGCUGCUCUUCACAGUGACACAAUGUUUUGCAUUGCACAUGUUUGGACUUGCAGUUCAUACAUACAUUGUUGUCACUCAUCUGCCUCAAAUGGCGCACGCUGAUGGUGCAACAGCCGCGUCUCAGUCUCAGGCUAACUUAUUAGCGCAUGCUGAUGAUGUCAUGGCCAUGUCUCAGUCUCAGGUUCUUCUUAGUGGACACUAUCGGUGCCAUGACCAUGUUCUGCUCUCAGCUUCUUAUCUGACAUUGAUGGUGCCAUGGGCAUGUCCUGCUCUUAGCUAUAUCCUUCAUAGCGGUGGGAAGACCCAGGCGCAUAUAUCCAGGGUGCUCUUUCAGCCUCUGACACAACAACACGCUCUGGCAAAUCCAAAUGAAGUGCCAAGUACCGAGGGACUCUGGGUGGAAUCAUGGAACUUGGUUGUCAUGACUCAGAUGUUGAAGCAGACUUCUACCGCCACACAUUUGUUGCAAGCCUAA